Dama dama (fallow deer) is the source of this 906-nucleotide messenger RNA. RefSeq names its product leucine rich repeat containing 30 (gene LRRC30). The transcript has a single exon. NCBI's taxonomy places the organism in Eukaryota, Metazoa, Chordata, Mammalia, Artiodactyla, Cervidae. The coding region runs from base 1 to 906 and encodes 301 amino acids. Gene Ontology annotation, molecular function: protein binding. The record is from RefSeq and is a predicted model, not a curated record.
AUGGGGGCCAGGCAGUCCGGGGCCCGCCGCAAGGACAAGAGCCCCCUGGGGCGGGGGCUACUGCGGGGGAGGCAGAAGUUCUCCUCCUGGGACGAUGCUCUGCUUCCCGGCAGGGACCCGCGCUGCCUGCUGAAGCGGGGGCUGCGCCAUGUCAGUUUCAGCCUGGUCACCAAGGGCAUGACGGACGCGCCCGACUUCCUGUGGGGCCUGUCGGAGAUGCAGAAGCUCAACCUGUCCCACAACCAGCUCCGGGCCGUUCCUCCCGAGCUGGGGAAGCUCACGCGGCUGGUGGUCCUGAACUUGUGCGGGAACCGCCUGAAGACACUGCCCCGGGAGGUCAGCCUCCUGCAGAGCCUCAAAGUUCUGUUCGUGCACAUGAACGGCCUAACGGAGCUGCCGGCCGAGCUGGGCGCCUGCCGAAGCCUGGAGGUCCUGAGCGCGUCGCACAACUGCCUGUCCCAGCUGCCCGCCAGCCUCGCCGACCUGUCGCGGCUGCGCAAGCUGAACCUCAGCCACAACCGCUUCGCCCACAUCCCCGUCUGCGUGUUCUCACUCAAGGAGCUGGACUUCCUGCACGUGGGCUCCAACCGCCUGGAGAACAUUGCCGAGAGCAUCCAGUGCCUGGCCGGCUUGCAGAUCUUCAUCGCUGAGGGCAACCACAUCCACACCUUCCCACGCUCGCUCUGCCUGCUCACAAGCCUGGAGCUGCUGAACCUGAACAACAAUGACAUCCAGACGCUCCCUGCGGAGCUCUACAUGCUCUGCAGGCUGACCAGGAUCGCCUGGAACCCCAUGGACAAAGGGCUGCACAUUUCCCGUAACCCUUUAUCCAAACCUCUGCCCGAGCUGCUGGAGGGGGGCCUGGAGAUGCUCGUCAGUUACCUGAAGGACAGAAAACACACCUGA